Molecule: messenger RNA, 1314 nt
Organism: Nomascus leucogenys (northern white-cheeked gibbon)
Lineage: Eukaryota; Metazoa; Chordata; Mammalia; Primates; Hylobatidae
Product: puromycin-sensitive aminopeptidase-like
Exons: 5
Coding region: 43-516 (157 amino acids)
Biological process (GO): peptide catabolic process; proteolysis
Cellular component (GO): cytoplasm
Molecular function (GO): peptide binding; metalloaminopeptidase activity; zinc ion binding
Source: RefSeq, a predicted model, not a curated record
CUGACUGUUUUGAAGCAUGGUGAUGGCACUACUUUAGACAUUAUGUUAAAACUUCAUAAACAAGCAGAUACGCAAGAAGAGAAAAACCGAAUCGAAAGAGUCCUUGGCGCUACUCUCUUGCCUGACCUGAUUCAAAAAGUCCUCACGUUUGCACUUUCAGAAGAGGUACGUCCACAGGACACUGUAUCGGUAAUUGGUGGAGUAGCUGGAGGCAGCAAGCAUGGAAGGAAAGCUGCUUGGAAAUUCAUAAAGGACAACUGGGAAGAACUUUAUAACCGAUACCAGGGAGGAUUCUUAAUAUCCAGACUAAUAAAGCUAUCAGUUGAGGGAUUUGCAGUUGAUAAAAUGGCUGGAGAGGUUAAGGCUUUCUUCGAGAGUCACCCAGCUCCUUCAGCUGAGCGUACCAUCCAGCAGUGUUGUGAAAAUAUUCUGCUGAAUGCUGCUUGGCUAAAGCGAGAUGCCGAGAGCAUCCACCAGUACCUCCUUCAGCGGAAGGUCUCACCACCCACAGUGUGAAUCCUGAGGUGCCGCCAUUGGCGGUUCUGCUGCUUCGCUGCAGGGAUAAGGUGGAGCUACCGAACAGCUGAUUCGUAUGCCAAGAAUUUGGAGUCUUCUUUCAAACCAGUGGGGGCUGGACAAUGAAUGUAGUUAACUGGUUCCUGCUCACACUCCAGAAUUAAAUUCUAUUGAAAAAGGAAAAUCUGCAAUUCAGCAAAAAAUAAAUAAAAAAUAAAAAUGUAAAUACGAUAGUAAUAAAAUAGAGCAUAACGAAACUGUGAAACUUUCUGAAGCCUUGUCAGUGGUUAAAAGUAUUUAACACCCUACUGUUAAUGACAGAUGUUCUGUUUUUAUAACCUACCAAAAGGAAACUAGAGGCUUCUUGGUAAAGAGGAUUUUUGUGAAGUGGGUUCUGCAAGCAGCCUAUAAGCCAAGGGUGGUGUCCAUUUCUGGGAAUGGUUAAACACAAAAGGCUGAUAGCUGGUAUAACAUAGUUGGAGUCAGUGCAUAAUUCCAAGUGGCUUUUUUUUUUGGCACGGGGACUGAUCAGGAAGAUAUAUUCCUGUAUAACUCAAUCUGAACCAAGGAUUGUAGUUUAAUUUUCCUCCUUGCCUUCCCUUCUGUGUGACCCCUUGGCCAAAAAAAAACAAACAAAAAAACAAAAAACAAAAAACAAAAAAAACAAAACGUACCCUGUUCUGGUUUUUUUCCUCCCUUUAGUUCCACCCCCAACCCCCAUUCCCCAGUGUCCUUCUUAGAGAUAAAUAAUAAGGAAACAUCUUUCAUAGCCACAUUAAAUAAAGAGAAACUGAUAUA